This is a messenger RNA of Triticum turgidum subsp. durum (durum wheat), 2559 nucleotides long. Lineage: Eukaryota; Viridiplantae; Streptophyta; Magnoliopsida; Poales; Poaceae. The record is from the annotation of a GenBank genome assembly.
AUGUGGGAAGGGCUGAUUCAGAAGGCGAAAGACGGAGGCUUGGACGUGAUCCAGACCUACGUCUUCUGGAACGGCCACGAACCAACCCCCGGAAACGUACUGCAUCCACACUUAUCAUCACCUACCAUUCAGACAUUCAGUUACAACUUCGAGGGGAGGUACGAUUUGGUCAAGUUCAUUAAGACGGCCCAGAAGGCCGGGCUGUUCGUGCAUCUCCGCAUCGGUCCCUACAUUUGCGGGGAGUGGAAUUUUGGCGGCUUUCCGGUCUGGCUCAAGUAUGUUCCGGGCAUCAGCUUCAGGACGGACAACGAGCCUUUCAAGGCGGCAAUGCAGGGGUUCACUGAGAAGAUUGUGGGGAUGAUGAAGAGCGAGGAGCUCUUUGCUUCCCAAGGUGGCCCUAUUAUCCUUUCUCAGGCAAGUAUUGAGAAUGAGUAUGGGCCAGAAGAGAAAGAGUUUGGGGCUGCUGGCAAGUCAUACAGUGACUGGGCGGCAAAGAUGGCCGUGGGAUUGGACACCGGUGUGCCGUGGGUGAUGUGCAAGCAGGAAGACGCACCAGAUCCAGUGAUAAACGCAUGCAAUGGUUUCUACUGUGAUGCAUUUACACCGAAUGCGCCUUCCAAGCCUACGAUGUGGACUGAAGCUUGGACUGGUUGGUUUACUGAAUUUGGUGGGACCAUCCGUAAACGACCAGUUGAAGAUCUUUCAUUUGCUGUUGCUCGCUUCGUGCAGAAGGGUGGUUCUUUUAUCAACUACUACAUGUAUCAUGGUGGAACAAAUUUUGGGCGCACCGCUGGGGGUCCCUUCAUUACAACAAGCUAUGAUUAUGACGCUCCACUUGAUGAAUAUGGACUUGCAAGAGAACCAAAGUAUGGACAUCUUAAAGAACUUCAUAGAGCUAUUAAGUUAUGUGAGCCGGCAUUGGUUUCUGUUGAUCCAACUGUGACUUCCCUUGGAAGUAUGCAAGAGGCCCAUGUCUACCGAUCUCCAUCUGGUUGUGCAGCUUUUCUCGCAAACUAUAAUUCUAACUCUCAUGCGAAAGUUGUCUUCGACAAUGAGCAUUACAGUCUACCACCUUGGUCAAUCAGCAUCCUUCCUGAUUGCAAAACAGUUGUUUAUAAUACUGCAACAGUUGGUGUUCAGACAUCUCAAAUGCAAAUGUGGUCCGAUGGGGCCUCUUCAAUGAUGUGGGAGAGGUAUGAUGAGGAGGUUGGUUCACUGGCAGCUGCUCCAUUGCUCACCACAACUGGUCUACUGGAACAGCUUAACGUCACAAGAGACACCAGUGAUUAUCUUUGGUACAUGACCAGUGUGGAUGUAAGCCCCUCUGAGAAGUUUCUACAAGGUGGCAAGCCUUUGUCUCUCUCUGUGCAAUCUGCUGGCCAUGCCUUGCAUAUCUUUAUCAAUGGACAGCUACAAGGUUCUGCUUCUGGAACCAGGGAAGAUAAAAGAAUCUCAUACAAGGGCAAUGUUAACCUUCGUGCCGGUACUAACAAAAUUUCACUGCUGAGUGUUGCUUGCGGGCUGCCGAAUAUCGGGGUUCAUUACGAGACAUGGAAUACUGGUGUCAAUGGUCCUGUUGUGCUUCAUGGUUUGGACGAAGGUUCGCGAGAUCUGACCUGGCAGACAUGGACCUAUCAGGUUGGUCUGAAAGGUGAACAAAUGAACCUGAACUCCUUAGAAGGUGCAAGUUCAGUUGAAUGGAUGCAAGGAUCAUUGAUAGCACAAAACCAAAUGCCAUUGGCAUGGUAUAGGGCAUACUUUGAUACUCCAAGUGGUGAUGAACCUCUGGCUCUGGAUAUGGGUAGCAUGGGUAAGGGACAAAUCUGGAUAAACGGACAAAGCAUUGGACGGUACUCAUUAGCAUAUGCAACUGGGGACUGCAAAGAUUACAGUUACACUGGGUCAUUCCGGGCAACCAAAUGUCAAGCAGGUUGCGGUCAGCCGACACAACGCUGGUAUCAUGUGCCAAAAUCCUGGUUGCAGCCAUCUAGAAAUCUGUUAGUUGUUUUCGAGGAACUUGGCGGGGAUACUUCGAAGAUUUCGCUUGUGAAGAGAUCAGUGUCAAGCGUCUGUGCUGAUGUAUCAGAGUUUCAUCCAAGUAUCAAGAACUGGCAGACUGAGAGCUCAGGGGAAGCUAAGCCUGAGUUACACAGGUCGAAGGUGCAUCUAAGAUGCGCGCCUGGGCAGUCUAUUUCUGCCAUCAAAUUUGCAAGCUUCGGGACGCCCUCUGGGACUUGCGGAAGUUUCGAGCAAGGGGAGUGCCAUUCGACCAAGUCACAGACUGUUCUUGAGAAAUGCAUUGGGAAGCAAAGGUGCGCCGUCGCCAUCUCCCCCGACAACUUCGGUGGAGACCCCUGCCCGGAUGUGAUGAAGAGGGUGGCGGUCGAGGCGAAAGAGAACAAACAUGAAUGGUGGCUCAGUCUUAAAGACAGUGGACUGGCUGCCUACUGGUCCUCGCUGAUAACCUUUGCAGAGGCCGGUGCCAGACAGCUCCAUGCCCGACAGAGCAUUAUCCUGAAAACCAUAGAGGUGGACCUAAUAAUGAAGCCGAGUUAUUGA